CGUUUCCAUCCCAUCCAAACCGCGAGACGACCAUGGCCGCCACGACGAGAAGGCAAGCAGCCAAUGGCCCGUCGACAUCGACGGCGACCUUUGAAGCACCCGCGCCUUCCUCACUCUCCUCACUGUUGAGCACCUCGUCCAAUCCCGUCCACUCCCUCUUUUCCUCCUCCUCCCAACCAUUCGCAGUCGCUUCUUCCUCCUCCUCCGCCUCGUCCUCUUCAAUGAACGCAGCAUUCGAGCCAUCCAGCAAGGCACACCUGGCGAGCAAGAUCAGCAGCGAAUGGGCAGAUGCGACGAGCUUGCAUCCUGCCGUUCAGAGCCAGCAGGAGCGGGCAAAGGGAGCAGGACCAAAGCCGCCGCCGCCUGGGGGCGAGUCGGUGGGAGGCGAAUGGAUUGCGGAUGUGCAGGCGCGGCGAGCAAAUGGUAGCGUAGCCUCGUCAUCUUCAGACCCAACGGCGAGCGGUGCUCUCAUCAGACGGCCAGAAGCAGCUUCUAGGCCAGUCGGUAGCCACGACCCCUCCUCCUCCCUCUCCACGGCUCUUCAGCUCAAGCGUCGCCAGAUGGACGCCACUGCUCAGCCGGAGACGUAUCAUCCGCGAUGGAAGCUGAGCAGAGUGAUCGCUGGGCAUCUGGGCUGGGUGCGAUGCAUUGCUGUGGAUCCCAAUAAUCAGUGGUUUGCUACGGGUGCGGGCGAUCGGCUCAUCAAGAUCUGGGAUCUCGCAUCCGGCGAGCUCAAACUCACCCUCACCGGCCACAUCAGUACUGUCCGCGGAGUAGCAAUCUCAGACCGCCACCCUUACCUCUUCUCGUGCGGCGAAGACAAGAUGGUCAAGUGCUGGGACCUCGAGCAGAACAAGGUCAUCCGCCAAUACCACGGGCAUCUCUCGGGCAUCUACUCGAUGGACUUGCACCCGACGCUCGAUGUGCUGGUGACGGCAGGGCGAGAUGCGAGUGCUCGCGUGUGGGACAUGCGUACCAAGGCGCAAAUCCACGUCCUCUCCGGGCAUACAGGGACGAUUGCCUCGGUACGCUGUCAGUCCUCUGACCCGCAGGUCGUCACCGGUUCGAUGGACUCCACAGUGCGUUUGUGGGACCUGGCGGCGGGCAAGACGGCCACUACGCUCACGCAUCACAAGAAGAGCGUGCGAGCCAUUGGCGUGCAUCCGACAAAGUACAGCUUUGCGAGUGGGGCUGCGGGUGGUGGGAAUAACGUCAAGACUUGGGUCUGUCCGGAGGGGACGCUUUGGGGCAAUAUGGCUCACGAGGGGAUCGUGAACACGCUGAGCGUUAAUGCGGAUGGCGUGAUGUUCUCGGGGGCGGACAAUGGGUCGAUGAGGUUCUUCGACUACGCCUCGGGUAUUCCAUUCCAGUCGGUCGAGGACAAGCCUCAGCCCGGAUCGCUCGACGCUGAAGCGGGCAUCAUGGCAUCGACGUUUGACCGUACGGGGACGAGGUUGCUUACGGGAUGCUGUGACAAGUCGAUCAAGGUGUGGAAGGAGGCGGAGUAGGCGGUGCGGAGGCGCGGCGCGAGGAGGCAUUGAAUCGCAUCAUCAUCUCGAGA
This is a messenger RNA of Jaminaea rosea, 1561 nucleotides long. Its product is annotated as WD40 repeat-like protein. Gene Ontology annotation, cellular component: catalytic step 2 spliceosome; Prp19 complex; precatalytic spliceosome. Gene Ontology annotation, biological process: mRNA splicing, via spliceosome. The transcript is spliced from 3 exons. The coding region runs from base 33 to 1508 and encodes 491 amino acids. Gene Ontology annotation, molecular function: protein binding. NCBI's taxonomy places the organism in Eukaryota, Fungi, Basidiomycota, Exobasidiomycetes, Microstromatales. The record is from RefSeq and is a predicted model, not a curated record.